AUGCAGCUGAUGAGCGACGCGGCGGCGCGGGCGUCGGGCCCCGGCCCCGGGGGUGGAGGGGGUGGCGGCGGCGGCGGCGGUGGAAGUGGCGCUGGCGGCGGCGCGGGGGAGGCUGCAGCUGUCCCCUCCGCGGCCGCCGCCGCCCCCGAGCCCUCCAACCUCUCCGCCCCCGCCGCCCACCACUGGACGCAGCCCGCCUACGCGCAGGUCGAGGACGCCAUGCUCGCCUACAGGGAGGAACUCCAGCGCCAGCACUUGGAACAAGAGCAGCGCCGGCGCGCGGAGCUGGCGGAGCAGGAACAGCAGCAACAGCAACAGCAACAGCAGCAGCACCUGCUGCAGCACCACGCGGACCUGCAGCGGCAGGAACUGUCGCACGCGCAGCACUACGAGCGGGCGAUGGCCGACACGCACUACCAGCAACAGAUGCAGGAGAACCUGCACUACCAGAUGCUGCAGCAGCAGCAGCAGCAGCAGUACCGCCUGUGCGAGAGGUCGCCCUACCCGGUGCACGACUACCAGUCGCAGAACAACCUGCCUCUGGCGUACGGCCACCCCGUCGUCGCCGCGGCCGCCGUGGCCGCCGCCGCCGCCGCGGCGGAGAGCCAGCAGCUGGGCGCGGUGAACGGCCACUCGCCGCACCAGGCGCAGGACUUCUCCCCCGCCUACCACCACUCCCCGCCGGCGCAGCACCAGCAGCUCCCGGAGGCCAAGCGCGACCCCGAGCAGGAGCUCAUGCCGCCCCCGCCCCCCGCAGCG
Molecule: messenger RNA, 759 nt
Organism: Gryllus bimaculatus (two-spotted cricket)
Lineage: Eukaryota; Metazoa; Arthropoda; Insecta; Orthoptera; Gryllidae
Source: the annotation of a GenBank genome assembly